AUGUCCCCUCCAGAGGACACCACUUCAAUCACGACUCGGGCACAGUCUUUAGCCGUUGCUCUAGGGACCGACGACCCCACCCACUCCUUACUUGACCUACCGGUCACCACUCUUUACUUCCUCGCUUCCACAGUCCCCGUUCUUGCCUUAGGUGUACCCUUCGGCCCCAUAGUCCAUAGUUCACGAACCUCCUACGUCUACGUCCACGUCUUCGCCUCGGUUGUAUUCCUUGGCUUCAUAGUUCCUACGCCCAUAGUCCCCGUUACAACCAGGUUCGAGGCCGUAAAGCUGAACAACGGGCCAUUCGGAAUACGAUGGCACAAUUUACCGCCCCCACCGCUGUCGCACACCUAUCUCAUACCGCCGGAGGCCUCGCCCCAAUGGACCUCUCCGCCCUCGAAGCCCAUCCCACUCAAUGCCCUACCGCCGAACAAUGAUACACUUUUGUCAAUAGACAAUGCAAAACCUCUGCCGCCGAAAAACAAUAGCGAAGGGACAACAAUCUCUUCCCGCCUCCUCCGAGUCGGGUUUUCAGUAGUCCCAGGCUUGAUCAAUGGCCCCUGCCCGGGACCUUCUAAUGUUUCUCCUUUGUCUGCGUUUUCUAUCUCUGGCUUCUCGGUAUCGUCUGUGGAGGAUAAAUUGGAUGGGGAUCAUUUUGUUGCUUCUUGUAAAAUUGUAAACAAUAGAAUAUCCAUUCAAACCCACGCAUUGAUUGAUACCGGUUGCUCAGGAUUCGCAUUCAUUGAUGAAACAUUCACACGCCAUAACAACCUCCCAUUUCUCCCCCUUAAAUCACCCCGCACUCUUGAAGUCAUCGACGGACGGCCCAUAUCUUCUGGACAGAUUACUCACCUCUGCUACCUACCGCUAUCAAUUGACUCUCACCAUGAAACUAUCCCCUUCUUCGUCACCAAACUCGGCUCGUACCCACUCGUACUCAGAAUCUCCUGGCUUCAAUUACAUGACGCUACGUUACGGUUUAAGGACAAUACUAUACUGUUCGACUCGAAUACUGUAAACGCAAGUGCAACUCUUCCGCAAUACUCGUUCCCAUUAGAGGGAUUGCGCCACCGCCCCGUUUCCACCUCCACAACUAUUGAGGAAAUGGACCAAAACAUAGGCGAGGCCCCUAGGGAAGACUGGAGGAACCGAGUCCCAACCCGGUAUAAGAGGUUUCACGAAAUGAUGGAUGAAAAGUUCGCUAACGAGAUGCCGCCUCGCCGCCCCUAUGACCAUAAGAUACCGCUUAAGGAAGGGAAAGAGCCCCCGUUUGGGCCACUUUAUGGUAUGUCCCAUGAGGAACUUAUUGUGCUUAAGCAAUACAUACAGCACAACCUCCAAAAAAGCUUCAUUCAGGCCAUCUCUUCGCCUGCCGGUGCCCCUGUCCUAUUUGUUAAAAAGGCCAAUGGAACACUCCGCCUCUGUGUCGAUUAUCGUGGCCUCAACGAACUCACUGUCAAAAACCGCUACCCGCUGCCGCUCAUCCGGGAAACUCUCGACCGCUUCUCCAAAGCCAAGUAG
This is a messenger RNA of Morchella sextelata, 1521 nucleotides long. RefSeq lists its product as uncharacterized. Lineage: Eukaryota; Fungi; Ascomycota; Pezizomycetes; Pezizales; Morchellaceae. Bases 1 to 1521 code for a protein of 506 amino acids. The transcript is spliced from 4 exons. The record is from RefSeq and is a predicted model, not a curated record.